Molecule: messenger RNA, 2243 nt
Organism: Papaver somniferum (opium poppy)
Lineage: Eukaryota; Viridiplantae; Streptophyta; Magnoliopsida; Ranunculales; Papaveraceae
Product: calcium-dependent protein kinase 26-like
Exons: 8
Coding region: 1-1764 (587 amino acids)
Biological process (GO): protein autophosphorylation; intracellular signal transduction; peptidyl-serine phosphorylation
Cellular component (GO): cytoplasm; nucleus
Molecular function (GO): ATP binding; calcium ion binding; calcium-dependent protein serine/threonine kinase activity
Source: RefSeq, a predicted model, not a curated record
AUGGGCAACGCAUGCCGCGGAUCUUUUGGAGGAAAAUAUUUAGACGGGUAUACAGAGCCCAUAGAAUACUCAAGGCGUAACAACAACUAUAACGCCUUCAAUAAUCACCAUCACCAUUCAGAUUCUGAUAAUUCACCAACCAGUUUCAACUCCCACCAUAAUCAUAGCCCAAGAAAACCUCCAAAAACUUCUUUAUUUAGUCCAAGAGGUACCAGUAUGAGGAGAGGGUUGGAAAACCAAGCUUACUAUGUAUUGGGUCACAAGACUGCCAACAUUCGUGAUCUCUAUGCAUUUGGUCGUAAAUUAGGACAAGGACAAUUUGGUACUACUUAUCUGUGCACUGAAAUAUCCACUGGUAAUGAAUACGCAUGUAAAUCUAUCUCAAAAAGGAAAUUGAUUUCUAAAGAAGAUUUAGAUGAUGUGCGGAGGGAAAUUCAGAUAAUGCACCAUCUUUCUGGUCAUAAGAAUAUUGUGACCAUCAAGGGUGCUUAUGAGGAUUCGUUGUAUGUGCAUAUUGUCAUGGAGUUGUGCUCUGGAGGUGAAUUGUUCGAUAGAAUUAUUCAGAGGGGACAUUAUAGUGAAAGGAAGGCUGCUGAAUUGACUAGGAUUAUUGUGGGUGUUGUUGAGGCUUGUCAUUCGCUUGGAGUCAUGCACAGGGAUUUGAAACCAGAGAAUUUCUUGCUUGUGAAUAAGGAUGAUGAUUUUUCUCUGAAAGCUAUUGAUUUUGGGCUCUCUGUUUUCUUCAAGCCAGGUCAGAUUUUCAGUGAUGUGGUUGGAAGCCCAUAUUAUGUUGCUCCCGAGGUACUUUGCAAGCAUUAUGGGCCAGAAGCAGAUGUCUGGACGGCAGGAGUGAUACUCUAUAUAUUGCUGAGUGGUGUGCCACCUUUUUGGGCAGAAACACAACAAGGGAUAUUUGACGCGGUGUUGAAGGGAGUGAUUGACUUUGAUUCUGAACCAUGGCCUUUAAUUUCUGACAGUGCCAAGGAUCUUAUUCAGAAGAUGCUUUGUUCUCAACCUCAAGAUCGCUACACUGCUCAUGAAGUACUGUGUCAUCCCUGGAUUUGUGAAAAUGGGGUCGCUCCUGACCGUGCAUUAGAUCCAGCAGUUCUUUCUAGGCUGAAACAGUUUUCCGCAAUGAACAAGUUGAAGAAGAUGGCUUUGCGGGUAAUAGCUGAAAGUUUGUCAGAGGAGGAGAUUGCUGGUUUGAAGGAGAUGUUUAAAGCAAUGGAUACUGACAACAGUGGUGCAAUCACAUUCGAUGAAUUGAAAGCUGGCCUGAGAAGAUAUGGCUCUACAUUGAAAGAAUCGGAGAUUCGCGAUCUUAUGGAUGCAGCUGAUGUAGACAAUAGUGGGACAAUCGACUACGGUGAGUUUAUUGCUGCUACGGUUCAUCUUAACAAGCUGGAACGUGAGGAACACCUAGUUGCUGCAUUCGCAUACUUUGACAAAGAUGGGAGUGGUUACAUUACUAUUGAUGAACUCCAACAAGCUUGUGUGGAUCACAACAUGACAGAUGUUGUUCUUGAUGAUAUUAUCAAAGAAGUUGAUCAAGAUAAUGAUGGGCGUAUAGACUAUUCGGAAUUUGUGGCUAUGAUGACCAAGGGCAGUACAGGAUUCGGAAGACGAACCAUGCGAAACAGCCUGAAUUUGAGUAAUAGGGAUUCACCACGAGCGCACAAGGAUUCGCCACGAGCGCACAAGGAUUCACCACGAACCCAUAGAGAUUCUCCACGAGCACAUAGGGAUUCACCAUGCGCCCCUUAGCUUUCAGUCACAAAUAUACUUUGUACAGAUUGUACAGCAACAACAGAAAGGAGGAAACCGACAGGCAAUGGCUUUGAAGAAGUGCAAUUUUGGUUCUUUCCCAGCUAGGGAACCUCAUGGAAGCUUUUCUGAGAGGAAAUUCUGUGAUAAGCUGCUUAGCGCUAUGUCCCCGGCGUCAAAUUGUUGCUGAAUGAUUCAAAGAUUUUCUUACAAGAUUAUACAACUACAUUUGUGUGUUUUAAGUGUUGUUCUUAUUUGUGUUUCCUUGGUUUUUUUGAAUUUUCAUCAGGACUUGAGUUCUAUUUUUGAAAACCGACUCAGAAAAAGGGUUCCAAAACUUUAUACAAUAUGGUUUACUUACCUUCGCCGAAGUGUUGAUAUACGGCUUUUACUAUGUAUCAGUCUGAUGUACAGUGUGGAAUUUUUGGACAAGCACAAAGCAUGACAUUCUUUCAAUUAUAUCAAAUAGUUAGCACUGU